AUGGAACAGCUAGACGACCCUGCCAGCAGUCCUCAGCCAUAUAUCGAGGCAUCAAGGGAAGACAGCCAUGUCGUCUCGGCUGAAGUCAAACACCGCUCCGUCAUGCGAGGCUUCUUAGAAUCUGGAGCGGAAUUCAACUGGCCGCCAGAAGUGGGCUCGAUGAAAGAUAACAACUGCCAUAUUCACCGACACGUCAAUCGUGUUCCUUUGAUCCACAAGCGCAAUAUCUCGAGUAAAAAGGCUAUCAUUGACGAAUUCAAUAUAGACCCAGUCUACCCAUACAGAUUCACACUGCCAUUCAUUGUAAAGGAGGCCAGGUCAGACAAAGGAGGAACACACAGAGAAGAGGCCGCCAAGGAGAUAAAUAAUAUGAGAGACCUUCGUCAUCCCCACAUUGCCGCGUUGCUGGGAACCUAUGAAUACCAGGCUCGCCUUUGCAUAUUGAUCUUUCCCGUCGCAAGCUGCGAUUUAGAUCAAUUCAUGCGCUCCAUUUCGGUUGAUAUUCGCGGGGACCCUUUGCCGGCGCAAGAAUAUGGUCGGAUACUCUGUCGAUGGGAUAGCACCAGCUCCUCGGCCGCUUCUGUCAGCGCUGCGGGAGACCUUGCCAGCCAGCAGGGCGAUAGAUCCUCACAAGGCGGCAAAUUAGAUUAUUGGCCAUUAGAUGUCCCUUUGGCUGAGAAGAAGGCUUACUUACGUCGUUACUUUGUUUGUCUUAGUGGGGCUUUGAAAUAUCUACAUGAGUCUGGAGUACGCCACAAAGACGUCAAACCCGCCAAUAUAUUGAUCGACAGAUCGGGGUCUGCGAUCUUGACGGAUUUUGGUAUAUCUAAGCGAUUUACUAAGAAUGAAUCCCACGUCACGAGUACUGAGCGGGCUUUCACUAAGAAAUAUGGUUCACCAGAAAUGAUGAACAGCCGCCCCACUCCAAGAGGCGAUCAAUCCGAUGUCUUCUCUCUGGGGUGUGUCUUUCUUGAGAUGGCUACUCUGUUGUUUCACCACGAUCAUACGCUACUGCAGAAACAUUGUUCUCACAUUGUCAACGAUACCGCAGUCGAGGAUGCCUACCAUCUGAAUUUGCCGAAAGCUUAUUCUUGGUUAGACCACAUGAAAAGCUCUCAAAGUACACAAAUCGGCAACAUAGGUACCUUGCUAGAGUCGAGCUCCGAAUCAUUUGAUGAAUCAGGUGAUUCAGGUGAAUCUACUAGAGCUUUGAUUACUUCCCUUCCCAACAUUCGGAAAAUGUUAGAUGAAGACCCUCCGAAACGGCCAAAAUCGGACGAGUUAUGUGUGCUUUUUCAAUCCAUCAGCUCUGAACAAUGCGAAGAUUGUGACCCUCGGCGCCCGAAUGAUAUUUGGAAACCCUCUACCCAGCAGAGAGAGAAUUUGGCGACUGGUCGUCAACGUCGUGACGCUCGGUCCAACGAAAAGCAGCCUGUCUCGGAACUAAGACUAAGGCGAAGCUCUUUAGCACCCGAAGAGUCGCAAGAGACUCAGCAGCACAAACGAAGACGUCCUCGGUCGUACCCACCUGCGAUUUCACCCAAGACAGUCAUAGUGCCAGAGGUACCUGCGAUUACACAUCGCCAUGAGUUGUUCGGCUAUUCGAGACCGUCAACACCAAAGGCAGAGGACAGAAAGCAAUGGAAGGAAGGGACACAAUCACCCCAUCGUCCAGUAUUAAACACUCUAGAGAAUCAGAUCCCGGAUAUCAAAGAGAACGUGACCGAAGAUGAGCUGAGAGCGACUGACGACCGUGACACCAAAACAAAGGACGUAACGAUAGACGAAUCUAAGAUAAACGACUUACAUACGGAUGAAUCAUCAACGUAUGACUCUGCACCAGAUGAGAAUGGUGGAACUUUCAUAGGUGAAUCUUUGUCAUUCCAAAUGUCGAAGCCUGACUGA
Molecule: messenger RNA, 1905 nt
Organism: Bacidia gigantensis
Lineage: Eukaryota; Fungi; Ascomycota; Lecanoromycetes; Lecanorales; Ramalinaceae
Exons: 1
Coding region: 1-1905 (634 amino acids)
Biological process (GO): protein phosphorylation
Molecular function (GO): ATP binding; protein kinase activity
Source: RefSeq, a predicted model, not a curated record